AUGGAGACUGGGAAUACUAGACAACUUAAUCUCAAUCCUAUACUUGAGCAAACUGAAAUGGAGAUUGGGAAUACUUCUUCACAAUUGGUGGAUGUUAAUGUCCAAAAUGGUACUAUAGGAGAGAGGUUGGUUCAAAGCAGGAAAAAGGUUAACUUAAGGAAACCAAGACUCGGCCUGAGGAGCAAAUGGAUGGAAGAAGCUGAAGUCAGAGCUAUGGCAAAAUCUGAAUGGCAAGACCCGGUUGACGAAGAACUAGACGAAAUCUUAUGGUUACUGAAAUCUGCAGCUGGGGAUGGUUGGAAAAGCUGGGUCCGCGGAGUUGGAGUCAAAACAGCGACCUCAAGACCCUUAGGGUCUGACGACGACCUCAGGACCCUUGGGCCUGACAACGACCUCAAGAUUCUCGGGUCUGACGACGACCUCGAGACCCUCGGGUUUGGCGACAACCUCAGGAUUCUCGGGUUUGACGACGACCUCAGUAUUCUCGGGUCUGACGACGACCAUAGGACCCUCGGGUUUGGCGACGACCUCAGGAUUCUUGGGUCUAAUAACGAUCUCGGACCCUGGAGUUUGGCGACGACCUCAGGACCCGAGUCCGGACCAUCGAAUCUGGGGACGAUCUCGGGACCUUCGGGUCUGGCGAAGACCUCAGGAUUCUCGGGUAUCUUGUGUGGAACUUUACUAGUUCGACAGGAGCUGAAUGAGGUGCUCGUCCUUAAUGUGCUCGGCCUUAACGUGCUCGGCCUUAAUGUGCUCGGCCUUAAGGUGCUCGGACUUAAUGUGCUCGGCCUUAAGGUGCUCGACCUUAAUAUGCUCGGCCUUAACAUGCUCAACCAAGGGUGGCAGUUAGAGUAUAGGUGUAACGUGGGAGGCUCAUCAGCUCAUCCUAGCAGGGAAGCUGAUGAGCUCGUCUUAACAUCUGCUCGGCCUAGCAGGGAGGCUCAUCAGCUCAUCCUAGCAGGGAAGCUAAUGAGCUCGUCUAGCGACUGCUCGGCCUAG
Striga asiatica is the source of this 999-nucleotide messenger RNA. Lineage: Eukaryota; Viridiplantae; Streptophyta; Magnoliopsida; Lamiales; Orobanchaceae. The record is from the annotation of a GenBank genome assembly.